Molecule: messenger RNA, 6546 nt
Organism: Anopheles merus
Lineage: Eukaryota; Metazoa; Arthropoda; Insecta; Diptera; Culicidae
Product: protein pygopus-like
Exons: 3
Coding region: 1377-4034 (885 amino acids)
Source: RefSeq, a predicted model, not a curated record
AAUACCGAAAGUGUGUGGUGGCGGCGGCGGCGGCUGGCAGGGAAACAAAUGGCCAAUAAUAAUUUCCUUCACACCACCGCCGCCGCGUUCAUGUGCGUUUCUCCGUUUUUCCACCGCAAAUGAAACAGCAGCAUGCACUUUGGUAGAUGAAGGCGAGCGAGAGAACGAGAAAGAGGUUGAAGAGUGAUGCGUGCCUAGUGGUCUCGCUCACGCACAACAGACACGUAUGUGGGCCUUUGUACGCGCGAGCGGGAAGAUGAGGCUGCUGCUGCUGCGCAACAGAGAGCAAGCGAUUCGCUCUCUAUCUACGCGUUCUGUUUUUUUGGAGCUACAGCAAAAGCGGGAGAAUGAAAGAGAGAGAAAGAAUGAGAAAGCGAUACGGACAGCAGCAGCAGCAUCAGCGGACGAAAUGUUAGGUUAGCUUUUGACAUUUCCGAAAAGAAUCAUUACAACAAGGCACCUUGCUUGAAAUUUGGUGAACUUUUUUUCUUCCCGUGUGUAUACUGGCAAUGAGCUUCCCACUGUUAAUCCAGCCUCCUUACCAAACAGUGGCAAGCGAAUGAUACUAAAAACAUUGAACGAUUGAAACACGCACCGCAUUGUUGGACUGGGCAGCAACAGCCAAUCCGUUUGCAAACGAUUAGUACGUACAUCGAUGGAUGAGCCAGUUUCACGUGCCAGCCGUACCGGUGGUGCUGCCUGCAGACAACGGACCGAUGAAUCUGGCUGGGGGCACGCACGGCAAUGAUAACGCGCGGCAGCAGCAGUGUGAAAGUGAAUGAAAACAAUCGCAAGCAAACGCAUCAUAUGAGCAAUAUUUUAGAUAAUAAUAAUAAUAAUGUCGUACCGGCAAAGUGCAGUGCUGCUGAGGGAUCGUAUUACUAGUAUUUAGACAGUUGUGGCCGCAGCUUAUCGCUGUUUCCGCGCAAGUAUCUCCUCCGAUUGCGUGUGUGAAAGUGGACGAGACACGAACGGGAUGUCCGUUCCGAUGUGUGAAAUAUGUGUGUACUGUGCGUUUGUAUUGUAAGGACAGCUUGUGUACGGUUCGGAUACGAUUGAUUGAUCGUUGUGCAUUUAAAGAUCGUUCGAUCGGUCAGAGGGAAAGAGAGAGAGAGGGAGAGACUGCUGUGUAGUGAAGUGAUGAGGCAAGAGAAGUGCAGCGAGCUGUAAUGGUGGUUUGGCGGUACGUAAACACCGGCUACACACAAAGAUCGCGACAGUGGCGGCAAGGAGUCCGUUGACGUCGACCUGUUUUGUUGCACCAUAAAGCAAACGACAACACAAAAAGCGCCCAGGCACGCGAAAGGGAGUGUGAGAAAGAGAGACAGCGAAAGUAGGACCUGCGUGCGUAGCUUGUUGCACUAACGCGCAGUAGUAUGACACACAACCUGGGCAUGGCGUCGUACCGGCUACCAGGACCCGGACUCUGUCCGCCAGAUUUCAAAUCGCCCUCGGAAUCGCCGCAGCUCCCGAUAUCAGCCCCGAGCAAUCCGAAGAAGCGAAGGAAAACGUCGAACGUGGUAAACUCGAACGCGGUGACGUCGCAGCCGACGCCGACCCCGUCCCCCCAGGACCUGCUACCACCGCCCCCGACCGGGUACGGCGACACGAUAGUGGCCUCGAACCCGUUCGAUGAUACGCCACCGCCAACGCCUGCCUCGCACAUGGGCCACAUGGGCCAUCCACACGGCGGCCCCGGCCACGGGCCGGGCCCGGGCAUGAUGGGUCAUCUCGGGGGCGGUGCGAUGGGCCACGGUGGCCCGAUGGGCCCGAUGAACCACAUGGGUGGGCCGAUGCACGGCGGCCCCGGUCACCAUAUGGGCCCGGGGCCGAUGGGUGGUCAUCCGCACGGGCCACCGCACGGCGGACCGAUGGGCGGCGGGAUGGGCCCGCACGGCAUGGGUCCGCACGGAAUGGGACCGCACCAUGGGCCGGGCCAUGGGUCGCCGCAUCCGGGCAUGGGCCCGGGCGGCCCGCCGCACGGCCCGCCAGGCAUGGUGGGCGGGCCGGGAGGACCGGGCGGACCACCGCAGGGACCGCCGAUGCGGGGCAUGAGCCCGAUGGGCAUGGGCAGCCCGAUGGGACACCACCAUCCCGGCAUGCACCUGAACUCGGGCAUGGGCCAGAUGGGCGGCAUGCCGCACGGGAUGCAGCGCGGCGGCAUGAGCCCGAUGGGCGGACCGGGUGCGCAGAUGGGUGGCCUUAGUCCGAUGGGUGGUGCCAUGAACCAGAGCAUGUCGCCGAUGGGUCCGAUGGGAGGCAUGUCCCCGAUGAGCCAGCAGCAGCAACAGCAGCAGCAGCAGCAGCAGCAACAGAUGAACAGCAAAUCGGUGGGAAGUCCGCUGAGUGCCGGCAACAUUGGCAGCCCGAUGAACUCGUUGCCGGGGAUGGGUUCGCCCCAUGCCGGCGGGGGCCAGGGAGGAGGCGGCGGCGGUGGAGGAGGAGGAGGAGCAGGUGGCGGAAUGCUCGGCAGUCCGAUGAACACGAGCGGGGGCCACCUGAACAACGGGCCGAUGGGUCCGCCGAUGAACAGCCCGCUCGGGAACGGCCCGCCGAACCAUGUGCCACUCGGGCCGAACUCGGCCGGUCACAGCCAAACGCCGCAGCCGGUGUCCGCCGCGAACGUGACCGUCGGCGGCCAGACGUCACCGAACGUGGCGAUGAGCGGUGGACCGGGCGGCAUGAACAGUAGCAACAGUAGGAUGAACCUACCGAACGGUGCAAUGACAAAUCAGCAAUCAGGGAACUUAAAUCAAUUACCUCAUCAACUCGGACCCAUGGGUGCGAACCAGCAGCAGCAGCAGCAGCAGGGCGGUGGCGGUGGUGGCCCGCAGCAGAACAGUAGUCAAGGGCCUAGUAAUCAGCAGCCCGGUGGCGGCGGCGGCCAGCAAGGGCCGGCGUCUCAGGGACCGCCAGGCAGCCAGGGACCGGCCGGCCAACAGUCACAACCGCUACAGCCUCAUCCGCCGCCGCACGGUGGCCAGCAUCAGCAGCUGCCGCUGCCCCAGCAGUCACCCCACGCUCAACACAACCCGGGUGGCCCGGGUAGCGGCGGUCCCGGUGGCCCGGCGGCCGGGCAGCAGCAGAUGAGUCCCAUGAUGGGUCCGGGUGGUGGUGGACCACCGAUGGGUAACAGCAUGGGCGGCCCGAUGGGUGGCGGCAUGAUGGGCGGUCCCGGCGGUCCGGCCAACUCGAUGGGAGGAGGAGGAGGCGGCGGCGGUGGUGGCAUGAAUCAUCAUCCGCACCAUCACCAUCAUCAUCAUCACGCGGGCAAUCAUCAGGGAGGCAAUCCGCACAUGGGCUCCGGCAUGGGCGGUGCGAACAAUAUGCACCAUCACAUGGGUGGCGGCGGAGGUGGCGGAGCAGGAGGAGGAGGCGGUGGUGGCGGCUUAAUGCCACCGCACGGGAACCUGCCACCGGGCGUAGCGCCCCACAGGCCCCCGAUGCACGGUGGAAUGGGCGGCGGCGGCAUGGGCCCGGGCGGCAUGAUGGGCGGACCGCCGAUGGGUGGUCCAAUGGGUGGCCAUAUGGGAGGUGGAGGAAUGGUGGGCGGCGGCGGAAUGGUCGGUGGCAGUCCGAUGCAGUCGCCCCACAUGAUGGGGGGCGGCGGCGGCGGCGGCCCGGGCGGUGGACCGAUGGGUGGCGGCGGCCCGAUGGGCGGACCGAUGGGCGGACUGGGACCGCCGGGCAAUGGGCCGAACGGGCCGAACCAUCACCACCACAUGGGCAUGUUCGGUCCGAAGCCGAUGCCCGUCACCUCCGGCAAGCUGUACCCGCCCGACCAGUCGAAAGUGUUCAACCCGCAGAACCCGAACGCCCCGCCAAUCUACCCCUGCGGAGGAUGCCAUAAGGAGGUGCAUGACAACGACCAGGGCAUCCUGUGCGAAUCUGGAUGUAACUUUUGGUUUCAUCGGACGUGCAGCGGACUGACGGAGGCGGCCUUCAACCUAAUACACGCGGAAGUGUACGCCGAAUGGUGCUGCGACAAGUGUCUCAACUCCAAAAACAUACCACUGGUGAAGUUCAAACCGUAGUAGAAGCGAGCCCGUAGCUCGGCCGCAGGACGCUGCACCGCACAGCGCAGGGCCUGAGCCACGUCCAGCACUGCUUACCUAAGUGACAACCACCUGCACCACCACCACCACCAGUACCAUGUCUCUUCCCAUUUCCUUUGAAUCGAGUGGCUGAAGCUCUGGCAGGGGGAAAGGAAAGUGGCAGCAGCAACGGCGACGGCUCGACAAAUCGUUUCCCUCGCCUGCUUCUCCUGUGUUGUUAGAUUUAAGUGGGGACAGGGACAAGGGAACAGCGACAGAAGAAAGGGGAAGGGGCAGAGAGGUCGAGAGCCAUUCGCUUUUGAAAAGCGGCACCUAGAGUGUGUGCGUGUGAGUGUACAGAGAGGUGCUUCGGGAGAUAGGAACUAGGAAAAGGGGAAAAGAGGACUAGCGACGCGCCAGAUGGAUGGGUUGGGUCCGUGUGUGCGCGUGUAUGUGUGUGUGUGUGUAUCAUCUUUGUGUCCGCUGCUUUUAGAAAGACUGGAGGAACCGAAAUGGGGAAACUGCUGGCACAUUAACUAAGACGAACUUGACGAAUCACGAGUGCUUUUCAGUUUAGUGAAUUUGAACGAUUCUUGACACACAAACACACACACACAACAAACGGUUCCUUUUUUAAUAUGACUGACCAAGGAUCAGCAGCAAUGUUUGGUGCGCAACCCUAAUUUAGCUAGGAUGGGUGGGCUUUUGCUUCGUUAAAUUAUAAUGCAAAUUGGGCGAAAACGUAAGGGUUUACUGUGUGAAAAAGGGGAUAAAAACAAUGUUUGAGAUUACUGUCCCGAAUGGAGGAGUCCUGCUUGUAAACACUUGCCAUAUCCUUGUUAUCGUUGGCUCAAAAGAGGACACAAACAAACACACACACAUAUAUACACGAUUCACACGCAUCCAAUUCCAUCCUCGAUGUUAUUUGUAACCAGGAAAGGUUGCGUUAUGGAACUCCUUCUUUAAAGCUUUUGAGUGAGAUUGACAGUUGUACAGAACAGAAGAAAAAAACAAACAAACAACAAACCCAAAACACAUACACACACACAACAUGUUGGAGUAGCUGUCGAUAUAGGCAAACAUUCACUCACCAACAAAAAAGUACACACACACAACCAUACCCACAAAGAACUCAUAUAACAACGAUACCACGAUGUUGUGUAACCCGCAAUGUGUGUUGUGUGUGUGCAACAAAACAACAAAAACGGGGGGAUCUGUACAGAAACAAACGUGCGCUUGUGGGGCUAGUGCGAUUGGGGACACGGGCGAUGGUUGUGUAAAUGGUGUUAAAAGGAAAAGGGAAAAGAUUAACAAAAAACCCGCUAGCCAAGAGAAUUACGUGUAGCAAAAGCAAGCAAGCAAGCAAACAAACAAGAAAGUAAAGUGAAUGAGUGAGUGAGUGAGAGUGUGUGUGUGUGUAAAAGUAAUAAAUGAAAUCAAAAAUGGCCUUCUCAAAUAUAUUGCAAAUAUUAUAUAAUGAUUUAUACAUAAAUACAUAGACUUUAAUGUAGCAGCUUAGGGGACAAAAGAGAAAGAAGGAGAGAGAGAAAAAAAAAACAGAUGAAAUAAGUUAAAAAGAAGACAACACAAACAUAAGAACGAAGGAGAGAGCGAACAGAGCGCGAAGUAGAACAGGCAUUAGGAAAUAGUUAGAAACAAUCUGCCACCUGCAAAAGAUAGGCAUGGGGAGGGGGGGGGGGCGGCCCUGUGUGUGCGUGUAAGUUCAGGAGUUAUGUGCCCACGUACUGGGGAUGUAUGGGCCCAACUCCCCCCCCCCCACCCCCCAAGAUGCAGCAGCAGCAACAGCAGGUAGCAGCCAGAACUCGGGGUCGGGAAACGGACUAAAGUUAAAGGCAAACGUUUUAACAGAUAAGCUUAAGUAAAAAUAUUUAAAUUAUUUAAUGCGAAACUCUGCGAAACCCUCGGGAAGGUGUGGCGGGGUGUGGGAAAUAAUUCCCCCAUGGGAGACACACGAAGGAGAUUGAGUGCGGCGGGCGUGUGAAGAAUGAUUGCAGUGUAGUGUGUACAGUGUGAUUGAGCAAGUAGUGCGUGAUCGUUAAUUGGGAUUUAGAAUGAACGUGUGAAACGGCCCGCCAAAAACGUUUUCUUGCGUCUCAUGAGGCGAAAAAAAAAAUCGGCACACACACAAGGACAGACCGAUUGCACCGGUGAGUCGGUGUACGGUAAAAGGAGGAAGCGUAAUGAAAGUGAUGAUGUGUAAAUUGAAGUUGAACCGAAGUAGGCUUUCGUCCUGACACCGUUGACAAAAGAGGGGGACGGCAGACAAUGCUGUAGACACGUACAAACACACACACUCACCACUGUUUCUUUGAGGCGUGCAGAACACACACUAAACCUAUUGUUUCAUCUUCACUCACUUUCUCUCUCGUCGCUCGCUGGAACUGGAAAUUAGACACAAAAACACACACACACACAGAGACAGUACAGCACUUAAUUAAUAGAAAUCACAGCAGCAGGAGCAACAGCAGACAACACCUAAGAAGACGUCGAU